AUGUCAACAGAAGAGCUGAGCAAAUUAAUUGUCGUGCGAGGUAGAAUUAAAGCGAAGUUAACCGCGUUUAGCACAUAUCUCGAAAGAGCAGCAACAGAGUCCGUAAAGAUCGCGGAAUUGCCCAUCAGAUUAGAGAAGGCGGAAGGGCUCUGGCAAGAGUUUGAUAUAACUCAAUCACAAAUUGAAAAUUUAGAGAAUACAGUAGCACAAUUUACUGAGAGAGAAAAUUUCGAAAACUCAUAUCAUGCCAUUAUAACUUCUGCCAAGGCACUUCAGUCGCAUCAAGAUCAAACAAAGCGGCCAAGUUCAGUGAACUCUGUACCUGAGAGGUCAGUAGGCAAUCCACAAGUUAAUGUCUUCGCUCAGCCGGUAGGACCCAAAGUAAAGUUGCCAAACAUAGAAUUGCCAAAGUUUGACGGGAGCUAUAAUAAAUGGAUUCCAUUCCGCGAAUUGUUUGAAUCUCUUAUAGACGCUAAUGCGGCGCUACUAGCAAUUCAAAAAUUACAUUAUUUAAAACUGGCAUUAACUCAUGAGGCCGCUAAAGUAAUACAAUCGUUAGAGCUCUCUAAUGCCAAUUAUGAAAUUGCGUGGGACCUACUGAAACAGAGAUACGAAAACAAACGGUUAAUAGUACAACAUCAUAUGCAAGAAUUGCUUGAUCUGGCACCAAUUGUAAAGGAGUCUCACGCUGCCUUGCGACAAUUUAUAGAUGGCAUUUCACAACAUAUUCAGCCUUUGAUUAAAUUAGGACAGCCAGUAGAACAUUGGAAUACAAUUUUAAUUCAUAUUUUCACGCCUAAGUUAGACAAAAUUACUAAACGAGAAUGGGAGUUGAAGAGAGCUACGAUAGAUACAUUUCCCACAUUAAAUGAAUUUAUUGAAUUUUUGAAUACUCGCAGCGCGUUUCUUGAAUCACUGUCUCACUCAGCUAAUAAUACAAACUCUGUUUCCAGCGUUAAUAAAUCACAUAACAAAGCUGUCACAUGCGCAUGUGUGUCGGAAGAGGAGUCAAGUUGUCCUGUUUGCCAAGGUAAUCAUAAAUUACCUGAUGGUGGCACCUUUCGUAAGUGGUCUGCGGCAGAGCGUUUAACAGAAAUUAAGAAAAGGCGACUGUGCAUCAGGUGUUUGAAGAAUUUUCACGGUAGGAACUGCAAGGCGUCAGGAUGCAAACGGUGUAAAGGCUAUCAUCAUACCAUGCUACAUCUGGAGAAAACGAUAAAGCCGGACAAAGAAGCAAAUCAGACAGAGCCUUCUACAGGAGCAACCAAGACGUCGGCGACAGAUAAACAGAUCGUUGCCACAGUCACUCAGGCACCAAUAACCACAUUGACGCAUUGCGCCACUAAAGGACCGCUACAAGUAAAGUUAGCGACGGCCAUAAUCUAUAUAAAGGAUCGAAAAGACAUACUUCAUGAAUGUCGAGCUUUUUUGGACAGUAGUUCCCAAUUUUAUCACUUGCAAACUCAGUGA
Solenopsis invicta (red fire ant) is the source of this 1470-nucleotide messenger RNA. RefSeq lists its product as uncharacterized. Lineage: Eukaryota; Metazoa; Arthropoda; Insecta; Hymenoptera; Formicidae. Bases 1 to 1470 code for a protein of 489 amino acids. The record is from RefSeq and is a predicted model, not a curated record. The transcript has a single exon.